This is a messenger RNA of Sphenostylis stenocarpa, 312 nucleotides long. NCBI's taxonomy places the organism in Eukaryota, Viridiplantae, Streptophyta, Magnoliopsida, Fabales, Fabaceae. The record is from the annotation of a GenBank genome assembly.
AUGGAGGCAACCAUGUUACCUCUUGCAAGGACUUCAUCAAUAGAAAGGGAGCCCAGGACUCUUAAUAUCCACCAAAUUCAAUCAGCUAGGGAGUUAGCAGUAUAUAUAUUGAACACAAAGACCAUAGAAGAAGCUUCCAGAAUUUUCAUGGAGGGUAUGCAGCCAGUGGUUAGUGGCGCAUGCUGCUUAGGAUCCAGCACAACAAUGGACAUGGAAUUGGACGAAGAACUGGAACUGAUGAACUCCAAAGACGCAACAACACAAGUAGACCCAGCAGCAGCAUUCAGAGACAUAGCAUCAGCACCUUUCUAG